Molecule: messenger RNA, 324 nt
Organism: Brenthis ino (lesser marbled fritillary)
Lineage: Eukaryota; Metazoa; Arthropoda; Insecta; Lepidoptera; Nymphalidae
Source: the annotation of a GenBank genome assembly
AUGACUCGGCGCCGGCCGCCGUUGCCGCCCGCGCCGCUCGCUAAUGUGUUCAUUCAUCGUCCCGACACUAUUAUUAUUUGCUGCCAGAGAUGGUUUUGUUCGCAUUCCGACAAUCGAUUUGACGACAUUAGGGUGCUGGCCAAUGUCAAGGUUGCACUUGAUAUGCGACCGCCCCCGAUCCAUCGACAGGCGUCCGCGAUAAGGGCGAGGUCACGGUUAUCAAUGGCGGCAUCUCCAUACGCGCUCGCCGGCCACGACAUCUCGCGCCCAUUCACUAUAAAGACGCCCCCGCUCCCGCCGCCCCAGCCCACCUCGCACCCUCCG